AUGGCUUCCCAACCCCCAUCAAAUGAGGAUGUACGCAUCGAAGUCAUUACAGACCCUUCUGAUUUCGAGGCGGCGUACGAUGUUACCGCGAAUGCCUUUGGCCACCAGACAAAAGAUGGAAUCUGGAUGGCCAUGAACCCAGACUGGGACCAACCAGCCGGAAAAGCCAAGAACGUGGCACAAUUGAGAGAUCGUUGGCAGGCUACCAAGGCGGGCGGCAACACCACUUUUAUCAAGGCGACCUUGCCGGAUCCCGCCGUUGAAGGCUCUCGGGUCAUUGCUGGCCUCGCCAUCUGGCUUCACGCCUCUGCAAUUCCUGGUCAAGGCGAGGUUCCCGGAAAAAUAGACUUUACUUCAGUCUACCCAGACAACGAGAGGGAGCGGAGAUACGUGACGCAACUAUUGACGUCUCUGCACAAGAAUCGCUACGAGGUUCUCCGGCAGAUAGCACAGCCAGAGUCGAAGCAAAAGUCCAUCAUGGUGCUCGACCUGUGCGUGACGGACCCGGCGUUCCAGAGGCGAGGCGUUGCCAAGAAGCUGGUGCAGUGGGGACUUGACGAGGCAAAGCGGAGGGGUGACCUCGAUGCCAUCAUUGAGGCAUCAACCAUGGGCCGCCUCGCCUACGAGAAGGUGGGAUUUCACCAGGUGGGCGAAAUCACAUACGAUGUGGAUGAAGAGUUUCGAGACCGCCGAAUGCCGCCAAAUGCAUUCAUGCGUCUAAGACUGCCCAACUAG
Molecule: messenger RNA, 735 nt
Organism: Pestalotiopsis fici W106-1
Lineage: Eukaryota; Fungi; Ascomycota; Sordariomycetes; Amphisphaeriales; Sporocadaceae
Exons: 1
Coding region: 1-735 (244 amino acids)
Molecular function (GO): acyltransferase activity, transferring groups other than amino-acyl groups
Source: RefSeq, a predicted model, not a curated record